Molecule: messenger RNA, 5065 nt
Organism: Oxyura jamaicensis (ruddy duck)
Lineage: Eukaryota; Metazoa; Chordata; Aves; Anseriformes; Anatidae
Gene: ATPSCKMT
Product: ATP synthase c subunit lysine N-methyltransferase
Exons: 6
Coding region: 190-858 (222 amino acids)
Biological process (GO): positive regulation of proton-transporting ATP synthase activity, rotational mechanism; peptidyl-lysine trimethylation; regulation of mitochondrial ATP synthesis coupled proton transport
Cellular component (GO): mitochondrion
Molecular function (GO): protein-lysine N-methyltransferase activity
Source: RefSeq, a predicted model, not a curated record
GCUCCGGGCGCUGCGCGGCGCUCGCGGCCCCGUCCACCAGCGCGGCGUGGGGGGGGGGUGGGGAAUGCGAUUAGGCACAAUUCGGGCGCCAGGCGGGCCACAGCGCGGUGACGGGGAAAGAAUAAGGAAGGACAGCCCCGCCGCGGAAGGGUGCCGGGCGGAUCUUCUCUUCAGUGUCUUCAGAAAGGUAUGGUGUCCAAAGCACUGGUGACCCAGAGCCCCGCUCCACUCGUGCAAGGAAGCCCUGAGGAGCCCUCCAAGAGAAGGCAGUGGGGGCUGCUGGCGACGGGCGCUGUUGGUGGGGCGCUGGUGGCACUGUAUGCUGUGGUCACCCCAUUCCUGGUGCCAGCUCUCAGGAAGGUCUGCCUGCCCUUUGUUCCUGCCACCUCAACGCAGAUCGAGAAUGUCCUGAAAAUGUUGGAGGGCAGAAGCGGCUCUCUAGCUGAUAUUGGUAGCGGGGAUGGCCGCGUUGUGAUAGCAGCUGCAAAAAUGGGAUUCAAAGCUGUUGGUUAUGAAUUAAAUCCCUGGCUAGUCUGGUACUCCAGAUACCGUGCCUGGAGAGACGGGGUACAUCACAACACCAGAUUCUAUAUAUCAGACUUGUGGAAGGUUUCUUUUUCCCAUUAUACAAAUGUUGUUAUUUUCGGGGUACCUCAAAUGAUGCCACAGUUGGAGAAGAAGCUCAAAGAAGAGCUUGAAUGUAAUGCCAGAAUCAUUGCCUGUCGUUUUCCUUUCCCUUGCUGGAACCCAGAUCAUACUGCAGGAGAGGGAAUAGACACUGUUUGGGCCUAUGAUUUGAAAUGUCCUAGUGGAAGUGAAAGAAAAAGCUUGGAAACAACACCAGCAGCAGAAUUUUAAACAUCUAAUGUGUUCAUGGACUGAAUUUUUCAGCUUUGAUUUCACCGGUUGGAAGAUGAGAUUAACGUGAAAUAGAGACCAGGAUAUUGAGGUGUAUAUUCUCUGAAAUAUUGGUACUGAAGUACAUUGGUUAUCUGAAAACACAAAAGGGUUUAGUUAAAAGACUUAAUGUGUUUAGUAAAAAGUAUUGGAAAGUGUUAUAGCAUCAGAAAACUUUAAUAUAGAAAAUGGGAUAAAACAGGGUACACUAUGGGAAGCAUGUGUUGAGGUUUAAAUGCUCAAAUUGGCUAGCCUAAAACCAGAGGUCAUCUGGUCCAAGCCCUCUGCUUAGGCAGGGCCACCUGUAGCCAGUUGCCCAGGUCUAUGUCAGACAUCUUCUGAAUAUCUCCAAGGAGAGAAACUUUGCUGUGUAGUGACUAUGUAAGUUUGUCAGACCUCUGCACAAGUGCUGUCUGGAGAUCUAAGCUUGAACAAGUUAGGGAGUUGCCACCUGACUACUAGGCAGUUGUUACCAUACCUAAAAUUAGCUCAGGCCAAGAGAAGUACAGAAAUGCUGCUCUUGGAUCAACACAAAGCCUGUGACAAAAAGCAUGAUUCUUGGGCUUACAGUAUCUGACUUGAAGAGAAGUUGUUUGUUAUUUGGGAUGUGUAGUCUACAGGUAUACUUGUACUCAAACUUUUUCGUGUUUGUGUGGGAGGGGAGGAGGAAGGCGAAUGUAAAAUAAAAUUCUCACUAAGGAGAUGAAAUAGUGCAGUAGAAUGUUUUUCUCCUUACUGUAUACAAAACAGGAGAAGAAAGGGGCAGAUGUAUCCUCAGGAGUCUGCGAAAGGAGAGAUGAUUUCAGCCUCACAUAUGGCAAAGCACAGCUGUGAGUACUGGGACUGUAUGUCUUGAAGAACACUGAUUACUAGUAAACCAUCUUUUACGGCAUUUCACUGCAGUGCAGCGUAGUGGAUCUUGUAAAACUACACUAAACUCUUUCCACCAUGAAUUAAGAGUUAUAAAUACUACAUGAUAGGACUGGGCUACAGCGGCUUAUCUAAAUGGCUGCACUUACUUUAAUAUCCCAAGGCCAUAAAACUGGAAUCUUGGACAAAGGAAAUCUGAAAUUAUUUCCACCAAAAAGAUGGUACAAAGGGGAUGUUGGCUAACUAAGCCAAGAGUCCUUCCCUGGAUGUUUAUAAAGGAGAAAAGGCAGAAGAUUUUGAUAAAUUAAGUUGUGACUCAUCUGCCGAGCAGUACUUUCAGCCAAGUUUCAACUGCUUGCUUUCACUAACAGUCACUAAAGUUAGUUAGCAAGGAAUGAAGUAGAUAUUUGUUUGGCUAUAUAUUUGUCUAUUGCAUUAUCAGGUGUCUUUUAAAAGUAAAUGUGAAUUUCUGCAUUUUACAUUUAAAGACUUUGGAGUGGGCUUCUUAGUUACCAGCUAUGGCUCCAGAAGUACUUGUUGAGGAGGGUGAGAUAAGGAGCUAAUGACUUGAUAGCCUGAGCUUUAGGAACACUAAGUACUGUUCUCAAGGCAAGGAGAAAUUUAUGAUGGCUCUUAAAGUGAAGCAGAGGGCUGUUUCUUACUCUAGACAUUUACCUUUUGUUAAGUGUCUACACUGAAGUAUACAGUGGUCCAUAGUUUUUUUUAUUCCUUAUUACAUAGAGGAAUGCAGUGCAUUUCCUGUUUCCAUGGCUGAAGUGUGAAGCAGAAAGCUAACUACUCUGAUUUACACAGGAGGGUUGGGAAAGCACAUUUUGUCAUGUCAUCCUCAAUUUUCCUGAUCACUUGUGUUGGUAUUUAAUCAAUUAAACUAUCAAAUGAGCACAACUGUGGCUUCAGUUAUCACUGUAUGGAUUAUGUUGAUACAUUUCCAAUUGCUCAGGUGAUUAUGAUUUCAUUGAUGUGCUACAUCGAAGUACACGUUUCUUACUUAUGGAAACCAAAAAGCCGUAGAGAACUGGCUUAAUUAAAUUACAGCACAAGUCUGAAGGCACAAGAAGGAAACCCCCAAGCUACACUGCUGUUCAAUACUGAAGUAAUUCAGAUACACAGAAAAAAACAGUAGUUUAUCUUUGUUUACAUCUUCUAGUAGAAUCACUUGACUUCUGGGAGCUACUUGUUUUAUCCCUUCCUCGUGCUGCCAGAUCUUAGCAAAAAAAAAGCUGCUACAUCUCUGAGUAAUGCUUUCCUGAAAUCCUGUAGAAUUUGAUCUGUUUGAAAAUAAAAUGGGUUGGAGUUCUUUGGACUCAGACUUUCAAAUUAUUUUUAACUCAUUCUUUGAGGCACGUUGUGUCCCCACGGGCUUUGUGGUGCAAGAUCAGUUGCACCAGUGCUCCUAUUACAUAAUCUUGUAGUUUUCUAUUUGACAUGAAUUGACUUUCUAGAGGGAGGGACAGUGGUAAGGUUUCAAGAGAGCCAUUCUAUAUGCAGGUCACUUAGUAUGUAUUGCACAGUCAGUAUAGCUACACAAGUCUCAGCUAAGCUUGUCCAGAUUUGUCUGUGAAAUGUGCACGUAUUUUAUGAGCUUUGGGCAUUUCUGUAUUAGUAGGUAUAUUGAAGUUCUUGAUUUACCCUAUGGAGUCUGAUUAUAUGCUCUCAUUUAAUCUAACGCUACUCCAAGGAAGCUAAUCCUCUGUCUCUGUGCUGCUGUUUGUGUCUCAUGAGUUGUAGCCAGGUAAGAAGAUAAGGAAUCAAAAUUUAAAAUACACUACCACGUUCCACAAGGCCAGUUGAAUGAGUAUGACUGGGGUGAAAACACUUCCAGAGCUCAGGCUAAGGGAAGUCUUUAAUGAAGGACACAUCUCAUGAGGUGCCAGAGAUCUCCCAAAUUCUGCUUUUUUUUUGUCUUAACAUAGACUUUUUUCAUGCAUGUAAGCUUUAAAAAAUAUUGCCACCACAAUACCAUUCUGAGAUCCAAGGAUGAAGUAAGCAGAGGUAGCAUCUUGUUCAUCUAUGUUUUGAAGUACGGGGAGGAGAAAAGAAGAAGGGUGUCUCACAGCCCAAGUAUGUCAAUUUGAACUAUUUCAAAAGCAGUUUGACAGACUUGCAUCUUAGCUGUGUGCAUUUCUCAUUGGAUGGGUGCAUCCUUACUAAGAAUAGGCUGUGAUGACAUGAGAGUCAGAAAUGUGUUAAUCAGAUACCAUGGUGUUUGAAUGAACAAUAACUCUUCACAGAUCACCUCAGGCUUCUAUAGUUUGUUUUCAUGGUGGUUUGCAAAUACUGAAGCAUUAUUCAAGAAACCAUGAAUCCGUCAGGUUCAUGAUUUAAGAGGGCAGUCUAACAUCAGAUUUAAUGACAAUAAAUUCUGAUUGGAGUUAUUUUUCCUUUACUCUUCCAAAAUUUGCAUAUCUCUAGUUUUGCAAAGUAACCACAAUUUGAUUUUUCAAAGUAAUAUGUUUCUGCCAGAAUAGUUCUUGAAAUCUUGAUUAGAAAGUGUGGCCUCCGUGUUUAACUGUAAAAAAAUCACCCCAAGUGUAAACGCUGCAAAAUAAGUAUUUUCAGUGUUUUUCUUUGUAUGAUAAUCUUUCUACUCAUCCUUGUCUGCUUUACCGAGGGAGACUUUUUAUAUGGUUAGAUACCAGUUUUUUUUUUUUUCUGCAUUCUGUUUUCUGAUAUAUUCCUCUUGUUUCAGCAUUUGUUUUUAUUUUUUAUACUGUUUUUUACAGUUUUGACUAUUUGCCUUCAUAAAUUCAUCAGAGCUUCUCAUUUCCUUUCAUUUUCUCUAAACCGGUUGCCUUUUUCCAGCAAACCUUGCAGAAAUACUUGCAGGAAUGUCCUCUUUCUCUGUAACUUUUUAACAUGUAUUUAACUAACCCACUUGAUUUAUUUAGCUGUCUGUAUGCUGACAUAGCAUGAUUUUUGUUUCCAGUAAAUGAAACAAAAAACACAUCCAUCUACAUGGUAUUAGACUGAAAAACAGCCUCGGUCUACAACAGUUCUGGACAUUUAGUAGUUUUAAGUACUUAAUUUAGCAUUUUUAUUAUAUUUCAUCACUUGGGAAAUGAAUACAGGCCUUUUAUCCAUUCAGUAGUCCUUUUCAUUUGGGUUAUUUGUUCAGGUGGGAUUUUUGCUGAUUUCUUUUUCUUAGUGUAAUGUUGGGUUUUCUAUUAGAGGCUUUGGCUGAAAUGUUGAACUGAUGUCUUUGCUGUGAAUUGCUAUGUAAAAAUCACUGUAAUGCAAUCCAGUGAACUGGUAGAAUUGGUUAAAAAAAAAAAAAAAA